Molecule: messenger RNA, 9238 nt
Organism: Doryrhamphus excisus (bluestripe pipefish)
Lineage: Eukaryota; Metazoa; Chordata; Actinopteri; Syngnathiformes; Syngnathidae
Source: RefSeq, a predicted model, not a curated record
GGCGGCCGCCACCCGGCGCCGCCCCAGGUUCCGUUCCUCGCCGGCCGCUGCAGACUGCUCGCCGGCGGCCGCCGCCUUAAUAAUGCUCUUUAGUCGCCGGCGGCCGCCGCCUUAAUAAUGCUCUCUAGUCGCCGGCGGCCGCCGUCUUCAUAAUGCUCUCUCGUCGCCGUCGCCGCCGUCUUCAUAAUGCUCUCGCGUCGCCGUCACCGUCGCCGCCGUCUUCAUAAUGCUCUCUAGUCGCCGCCGCCGCCGCCGCCGUCGUCUUCAUUAUGCUCUCUAGUCGUCGUCGUCGCCGUCGCCGCCGCCGCCGCCGCCGCCGCCGCCGCCGCCGCCAUCUUCAGCAGAGUAAGACAAAGCUUACAUUAGCCACAACUUCACCGUUGAGAAAACACAGUAUAUGAUUGCCCAUCAUAACGUUUAGGGUUAGGGUGUCAUGAAAAAACCCCAUCAAACAUCAACACAAUAUAUCUAUUCUAUAUAUAUCUACAACAGACUUGGAUAGUCGUGUGCAAGAAUAACCUAUUUACGUGGCUUAAAACAAGUAAUUUAACAGAUAUUUCUUUCAUAGACAGUCCCGCAAAGCACGCUGGGAUGUGCGCCUAUCGACUCUACAUUAUGAAGAGGACAAGGAACUGCUGAUUAUGAUGCGGGCGAGGGAGGAUGUCAAUUAAGGGCCUCAAUUCUUUCAUUUCUUCUCCUUAAAAAUUAUUUUUAUGUCAAUCUUGGCUAUGUUAUUUGUAUCAUGUGUCAUUUGUGUGCUCUCAACAUACACUUGUCAGUCCCAAAUACAGUCAACUUCAAAAAGACGUUUGUGUGUUUUCCAAGUGGCCACAGAGGGCGAUAGAGGCUGAUAUCAUCUAUGUAUGUCCGUCACAGGCCACCGUACUGAUCCGCCAGUCAGCGAUGACGUUACGUGAAAUACAACUAAUCAAAUAAAAACUCUUUUUUCACAGCACCCUACGAACGGUGCCCAAGGUGCUUCAGGAAAGUAUUAGAAAGUAUUUAAGUACUUAUAAAGUAUAAUUUCUCUUGUUAUAGUGUGUAAAAUCAUUGUGAAACACGACGUCACAUCCGCGCUGAAACUUCCUGUUUGCACUUCCUGGUUUCGUCCGGAACAUGGCGCCGACCAUCCCAAUCACGCUGUGUCAAUCUGUUGCCAGCCAAGCUCAAGUAUUCUACAGGGAAUGCUGCAUGUGUUUGGCCAGCUAUGUCGGCCGGGUUGAGCGUGAACCAGGAAGUGCGGGGAUCUCGUGUGUUCUCUCGUUGCUGGGUAGUCGAAACAGAAAGUUGCCGGGAAGCAGCAGGCAACCGUGUUUCUUUCCCUGACGAAAUCAGGCCGCCCCUUACCACGCAUCGUUGUCAUUGGCGCCAACUUCAUUCGGUAUCGAGUCGGCGUUCCAACACCCUGACGGAGAACACCGGAGUUGCCAUCUAACUCUGACGCCACACAAGCAAUGCUACAAGGUACAUCACGUCUUCGAAAGUGACACUGAAUAUCAGCAAGAGCGAGUUCACCGACGGACUUGUGAGCAUGGUGGUAAAGGACUCCUUGCCGCUCUCCUUCUUCUCGUCCUCGGCCGGCUUCGGUGCCAUCGCCGGGUCCAUCACGAGGCAGCUGCACGUCAGCCUGGACAGGAACGCCGUUCGCGAGAUGGUGAUCAAUCGGGCUCGGCAACUGGAGUCUGGCCUCAUCAGCAUCAUGAGGAACAAACCCGUGUACUUGAAGAUGGACGGAGCAACCCGGCUUGGCUCCAGUUACCUGGCUAUCAACGCCCAGUUUUUUCACGACGGGAAGCCGACAAUCAAGACACUAGCUGUCACGGACUGUGCCGGCAAGCACACUGCGAAGGAAACGCUGGAGCUGCUCAAGAAAGCGCUGGAGAGGUACGAGCUCAACAAAGAUCAAGUGCUUGCUGUGGUCACGGACAAUGCCAGGGCGAUGGUGAAAACCGUAGAGCUAUUGAACCAGAGUGAUGAAGAGAGGAGCAGUGAAUUGCUAGAGGAGGGAAGUGCGGAUGAUCAGGGAGAUCAAGAAGAGGACGAGGUUGGUGAUGACGAAACACUCCGCGACCUGAUUGUGGAUCACUUCGACACGUCCACAGGCUCGCGCCCAGCAGCUGGCGCAAACACCAAUGUCCACAUGACGCGAUGUGGUGUUCACACCCUACAGCUGGCUGUACGCGACGGAUUGAAGCAACGAGGUGCACAUGCGGUGUUGGAGCAUGCCCGAAGCGUCGUGAAGAAGCUCAGGGCGCCGAACAUGGUGGCAUCUCUGAAAAAGAAAGGUCAUCUGCUCCCGAUCAUCGACGUGCCAACAAGGUGGGGCAGCAGCUACGCCAUGGUGAACCGCCUGCUGGAACUCCGGGAGGUGGUGCAAGAUUAUGCUGCUGUCGCGCCGGACUUGCACCUGUCGGACGAAAAAUGGCAGCGAAUCCAACAACUUGCUGACGUCCUCAAGGACCCAUACAUCGUGACCAUUCGGUUACAGAGCAGUGAGCUCACACCAGGGACGUUUCUCAAAGAGUGGCUGAAGCUGCGGGACGGACUGGAGAAGAAAGGGGGCAUCGGCGCCGCUAUCGCCUCCUCCAUGCGAGGGCGGGAAGAGACACUGCUCGAGUCGGAUGCCGUGUUGGCUGCCGUCUUCGCCGACGCCCGGUACAGGAUCCUACUAGGCGAGAGACUGCAACGUGCCGAAGAUGCCUUCAUCAAGAUCGCUCACAGGGUUCAUCACAUAGAGAACUCUGGAGCUUCUACUGCAGCAGAGCAUCAGCUGAGCAGCGCGAGCUCCGAGCAAGAAGGCGACCCAUUUGAACAGGAGUUGGACCGGCUCGAACGCGGGCGUCAUGCAGUGAUGCAAACACCCUCUUCGGUGACGGAUGCAGUGCAUGAGAUGAAGAAUCCCGGACGACUGAAGGGAAAAGACGUCUGGAGCAUCAUCUGCAAGUACCCAGCGGCCGUUCAGACGACCAGCCUCGCCCUGGCCGCUCUACCCACGACACAAGUGUCAGUCGAACGGCUGUUCUCGGCCAUGAAACUUCUGCUAACGGACCUUAGAUCCCGGAUGAAGGAAGACAUCGUGGAGGCAAUGCUCCUCAUACGUUCCAAUGAGUAAAACGCGAGUGCUUGCAGUGAGAGAUGCAUGAUGUGAAAAGUUCUGAGUUGCUGUGAAAGCCAAUGACUCACUUUUACGUCUUUCCCAUGUUUUAGCGAUUUUGGGCAACAUGGUUCCAUUUUUCUGUAAAGAUGUGUUGGUUAAUACAAAAUACAUUCGAUGAGAAAAGAAAAGGCUGUUUUUGCUUGCUCAAAACCGUUAAAAUGCGCUAUAAGUUACUCUUUAACUUGGUGAAAAAUAGACCUAGCCGGAGCCGGAGCCACAAGGAGCCACACCAUUUUGCCCGGAGCCGGAGCCGGAGCCGGAGCCACAAAAAUUGAUGUGGCUCCACACCCCUGCCUAUAACAUUAUAAAGAAGGCUGACAAGGUUUAUCUAGAGGCAUAUACGUGUAUAAUUCAUAAUACUAUUGAAGAAUUAGAAUCUUUUUUAGAAACAAAAAUUGAAUUGGCAGAUAGAAACCUUUUAGAAAAUACGAAUGUGCUCGUUAACCAAUCAAAAGAGCAAAAUAUUGUCCUUUUAGUGCCCGGAACGCCACUUUUUGCCACCACUCAUACAGAUUUGAUUCUAAGAUGUAAAAAAGAGCAAAUUCCCUAUCAAAUAAUUGAUAAUGUAUCAAUUUUCAAUGCCAUCGGCCAUUUUGGCCUGUUUUCAUACAAUUUCGGUCGAACAGUGUCAAUUCCAUUUUUUACGGACACUUUCAAACCAUUUUCUAUUUAUGAUAGAAUAAAAUCGAAUUUUGAUUGUAAUUUACACACACUUUGCUUGCUCGAUAUAAAAAUUAAUAAAGAAUAUUAUAAUCAGAACACUUAUUCAAACAAUCCAAAUGAUAAAAUACAAAAUAUCUUUAUGAAUGCCAAUACAGCCUUGAAUAUUCUUUCAGAAUGUGAGAAGCACACAAAUUAUAAUUUGUUAACUAAAAGAAGUAAAAUAUUUGUUAUCUGUCGAUUCGGUCAUCCAACACAGCAAAUUUUUUAUGAUUCGAUAGAAAAUCUCAUCAAAAUGGACUUUGGAGGCCCUUUACAUUCAUUAAUCGUACCUGGUCCGAUGGAGAUUAUUGAAAAAGAGCAUAUAGGAAAUUUUUUUACAGAUGGUCAAUAAACUUAAUUGAGUUUUCAACUAACUCUUCUGUUGAAUAAAGCAAAAAUGAACCGCGACUUCCUAUUGAGACUUAUUGUAAUAAUUAUUCAAAAUAAUAAAAAUUUUUUGAUCAGUUUACUUCAAUUCAUAAAUCGCAUCGCAAUGAAAAUUAAUAAAAUUGUCAAGAUAAAAAGUGCCAAACGCUUAAUUCUCAAAAUUGUUAUUUUUCUUUCGAGAUUUUUCCUAAUUAUUAGUGCUUGUAUUAUGUUAAGAUUGAUUUCAUUCAAACAAUCUUCUAAAAAUGUAUCGUUGAACAACUUCUUCUCGUAUUUCAAAUAUUUUUCUAGCGUGCGCAUGUUUUUUCUUUGCAUUUGAAUCAUUUUUUUGUUUAUGCAGCUCUGAUUUUAUUAAAAACUGUAAUUAAGGCUAAUUAAUUUUAUUUUCUCUAAUGAAUGAUAAAUUUAAUAGAUUUGAAAAAUAAUUAGAUGUUACAUCUCAAAAAAAAAUUAAAAGAACACAACAAUAAAUUAAAACAUCGUUUAUUCAACUUACAAGAAGUAAUUACCUCUGUCCUAUUGGUUUACCACCUGGAACGGGGGAGAUUCCUAUGAUGGUACUAGUUUUACCUGGGCCCGAUUGUACUGUUUGCCCGGGUGUUGUUGGUUUUGUUUGAACUGGUUGAUUUGGUUGUGGUACAGCUCUGUUUUUAACCACAUUUGUUGUUUGUGUUUGCGUGUCUUUUGGUUUUGUGGUUGUUGUUUGAGCAGAAAUUUGUGUGUUUGGUGCCUGUGGCUUACUAUUCGGAUCAAUUAUGUUGAUUGUCUGUGUUGAACCAGGUUUUGGUACUUGUGAUUCAUCUACUUUACUUACACCAACUACUUGAACUGCUUUAGGAUGUGUACUUAAAAGUUCUGGUGUCACAUUUAAUUCAGGUUUUUUGGCUGCUCCUGGUUUCUGUUUUACCAUUUCAGGUUUUGGAACAUAUGCUGGAUCUACUUUGUGUACAUUACUCUUAUUAACAAAUAUUUUCUCAAUUUUACCUGGUUUGUUUGGAUCAUUUCCAUUGUGAACAAUUGCUGUGAUCUCUUUAACUGGUGCUUGUACAAGUUUGUUUGGAUUUGGAAGACCAGAUAACUUUUUAACUGAGUCAAAUAUAACAUCUGCAAAUGCUUGUCCUUUAUUUGGUAAUAAUGUAGAUAAUUCUGAUAUAACAGUUGAUUCGAAAAACGAUCUCAUCUCUUUGGAUAAAGGAUGCAUAGCAAAUUCUGUUAUAGCUUUCAAUGUUUCUAAAGGCAAACUGUUUAUUGCAUUUAUGUAAGUAGAUUCUGUCACUCCAAGUUUUUCUGCUUAUGCCGGAGAUUCUUCCAAUAAACUGGAUCUGAUCAUUUCUGCAGUUGCUUCUUGGCCUGAUAUCUUUGGUCUUUCUUCAUCCGAUGUUACAAGUCCCUUCUUAUCUUGAUCUACUUCACCUGUAAAGGCAUUUACAGCUGUCAUAGUAUCUUUUGCAAUUCCAGAAAUGGCAGCAUUCCCGAAACUGUUUCCUAUAACUUGGUCUUCGAUUGAACCAACGAAAUCAGGUUUAUCUGCUAUAUUCAUUGAAGCCGUUCCGUGGUUCUCUUCAUCUGCAGCGAAUCCUGUUGUGUCUGUUCCUUGAAGUAAACCCACACCAUCUUGUCCUGUAUCUUUGAGUCCUUUUGGUGGCGAAUUCAAAUUUACAAUUGCAUCUUCUACUGAUACUUUUUCUGCUACACCAUAAGGAGGAGUCAAUUCAACAUAAUCCUCACCAUUCGGAUUUCUGAGAACCUCUGUUCUUGUAUUUUGUAACAGCUCUUUUGUGGCAAUUGCCUUUUUCAGCAUUUGUUCAUCUGCUUUAGACAAGUAUGGUCGUUUUUUAAUACCUGAGUGCAAUGUCGGUUGAGUUGUCUUUGCAAAAUCUGUCCAUGGUGUUUCUCUGAGUGUACCUUUCUUCACUUCAAGCCCUUCUCCAUACGAAAUAUCUAAAGUACCAUGUUCACCGAUAAGUGCCUUUGAAGGGGAUGGAUUUGCAGGAGAAGGUAUGGUCAUCUUCAUUCCUGAUGCAUCUGCUGUGUAGUAACCUCUUCCUAAUGGCACAUCUGAACGCUGUCCUGUAUUAUAAUGAUGUUCAAGCUUAGAUGUGUCAAGACCGGCAUUUCUCAUGGAUUCUCUUGCUGAUUCUGGAUAGAUUACCGUACCUUCUUUCAAUUCUAAUUCUCUUGCACUUUCUGGAAUAUUGAAAAAUCCAUCUUCACCUCUAACAACAUUUAAUGGCGAUUCAAUUUCUUUGUUUGUUACUUUAUUACGUAAGGCAUCUUUUAAUUCAACCUGUCUUGCAAGGGCAACUGCUUCAUCUUCAUUUUUAGCUUCUACAUCAACAAAUGAUUUAAGUGGCAAUUUCAAUGACGAAUUUUCUAUACUUACUUUGUCCGCAUCAUCUGGAACUGUUGCAAUAAUACCGAGACCUUCUUCAGCAUUUUGUCUGUCAAGUGCAGCCUGCUCAGCUGCCUGUGUUCCUUUAACAAGAGCUUCUUCAACUUGCAUUUCUGCUUCUUCUUGUGGGAUGAAUCCAUGUUUUUUUGCUGCUUCUGAGGAUUCACAUGCUUCUUCAAGAGCCUGUUCUGCUUGUAAUUGUGGUCUUGUUCUGUCAGUGAAAUCUUUUGCGUCAUCAAUUGCAUUUUUAGCUGCAACAGAUUCACCUUUUUUGGCUGCUUCUUCAAUAGACUCACCUGAGAGAAUCGACUUCUGAAUUGAUGCAUGUGGGUCUUUUUUGGCCAUUUGAUCGAGUGCUUCUGCUUCUUCCUCAAGUUCUGCUUGUACGGCUGCGACUGCUUCUGGACUUUUUGCCACUUCUUGCAUGGCAGCUUCUUUUUUGAUUGCAUCUUGUGCGGCUGCAACUGGAUCGUUUCCUGUUUCGGCGGCUGCCUUCGCUGCUUUGGCACCUGCAAUACCUUGUUCUGCACCUUCUGCACCAGCACGUCUCAUUUGUGGGUCUUUCAUCAUUUUAUUCUUCAAAUGUUCUUUUUCUGCUGCUUUUGCUUGUUUUGCUGCAGCAACGCCUUCUUUAGCACCUUGACUUGCUGCUUCUGCCAUAUCACCAAUAUCUUUUGCAUCAGUUGCUGCAGCGAUUCCUUCGGCUGCUCCUUCCAAUGCGGCUCGUUUCAUUCUUCUAGGUGUGUCUUCCAUCAUUGAUUCGGCUGCUGCUGCCUGAGCUGCUGCCAUUUCACCUGCACCAACUGGAAUUCCUGCAUCAGCUGCUGCUCCUUCUGCUGCUCUUUCUUCUGCUAAUUCUGCUUGUUUUGCAGCUGCUGCAGCUGCACCUGCUCGUUGUCUUUGACUUGGAGUUGAAUCUGGAUUAUUAAGAGCCAUCUCAGCUUCUGCAGCAUCACCUGCAGCUCUAGCCUGUUCUCUAUCAUAAGCAUCUCUUUCAAUUUCUUGUUCUUUUGCUGCUUGUUCGGCUACUGAUUGUUCUGCUGCUUCUGCUUCCUUGGCACCUGCUGCUUUUGCUUCUGCUGGUGAUACUUCUGGAUUCAUGGCUGCCAUUGCUUCUGCUUCUUUGCCUGCAGCAUCACCUACAGUUUCUCCAACUUUCUUCGCUUUCAGAGCGGCUUUUAAUUUCGAUGGUGGCAUAUCGGAUAAUAAAUCGUCAGCUUCUUCUUGAGCACCUGCAUUUGCUGCAACUGCAUCACUCAUUGGAUUCUUCGCCAUUUGUUUGACAUUGUUUUCAUUUGCCUGAGCAUCUCUUUGAUCUUGUAAAUCGUCCAUUGCUUCUUGCUGGGCAAUUGCUUUCUUUGUCUCAUCUCUUUCUGCGGCUGGCAUUGCUCUCAUCGCUUGCUUUUGUGCUGCCCUUAUUGGUUUUGCUGCUUUUGAGGCUCCUGCAUCUCUUGCCUUCUGUCUUCCUCUUGCUUGACUCAUUGGACCACCUUCCAUAGCAUCAGCGGCUGGAUUACCAGAGCCGCCUCCUCCGGCGCCUCCUGCACCACCCAUAGCGGGCGCUGGACCUCCUGAACCUGCACCACCACCGGCGCCACCGCCUCCUGCGGCUGCCCUUGCUGCAGCUGCACCUUCUCUUGCUCCUUGAUUUGCGGCUGCUGCUAAUGCUGCAGGGCUAUUCAAUGUUCCAGCACCUCUUGGUCGUGGUCUGGAUGCUCCUCCAAAUCCUGCUCUUCUUGCAGCAUUGUCUAAAGCGGCCUGUGCUCUCGGAUCACCCAUGGCGGCUGCAUUUUGUAAAGCUGAACCAGGUGAAUGACCGGCCAUUCCAUUGCCUCCUCUUCUACGAGCAUUUCCUAAACGAUUAUUUCUCAUUCCUUUUCUACCACCACCCAUUCCAUUUCCUCCAUAUCCAUAUCCACCUAGAUUACUUCCUUGGCCGCCACCGCCGCCAUAACCCAUACCACCUGCUCCUCCAUAACCCAUACCACCACCUCCUGCACCACCUGCUCCCCCUGCUCCCCCUGCACCACCGCCAUAUCCUCCUCCUGCACCAGCACCGCUUCCUCUACCGCCAAAUGCUCCUCCUCGUCCUCCGAAUCCGCCAUUUCCACCGUAAGAGCCAAAUCCACCUCUUCCAACACCUCUUCCCCCGUGUGAAUUAGGUGGUGCUCCUGACAUAGCAGAAUGGUUCUUUAAAAGACCGCCAUUUCUUUCUGGUAAAUAAUUCAUAGCCAAAUUUGUAUUUGCUCCACUUUGUGGUCUUUAAGAAGCAUCAGCUAAAGAAUUUAGAUGACCCCCUCCCUCAUGAUCUCGUCCUAAUACAAAAUUAGAAAUUAAAAAUACGUAAGUACCGCAUACUCUAAUCGGAGUGUUUUAGUUUAUAUAUUUACUGAUGGUAAAACAAAACAUGUAGGAAAUAAAUUGAAACAAAAAUCAUAUUUUUAGUUUGAAGUUUUUGAAAUGACAAAUCAAAUGAAAAAACACCGAUAAAUUUAAGAAGAGACCAAUAAAAAAAUGACUGCAAAUUAUUAAAACCGAUAAAUUAAUAAAAUCAUUAACCUAUUUAGGAUAAGAAGAAACACCUUAAGAAAUUAAACACA